Molecule: messenger RNA, 3033 nt
Organism: Salmo salar (Atlantic salmon)
Lineage: Eukaryota; Metazoa; Chordata; Actinopteri; Salmoniformes; Salmonidae
Product: serpin H1
Biological process (GO): negative regulation of endopeptidase activity; collagen fibril organization
Cellular component (GO): endoplasmic reticulum
Molecular function (GO): serine-type endopeptidase inhibitor activity
Source: RefSeq, a predicted model, not a curated record
GCUCAACAAAUACUGUGGGAGGGCCCAGUGCAGCUCACUGUGCAUUGAAAAUCACUGUACAUCAUUAACAUUUUCCAUUCCCCAACUUCCAGAAUAUUUCCCCCACGGUUUGUAGACCAGCUGAAGGAUCAUGUGGAAGCUGAGAGAGAAAUUAGAGGAAAACUGCUGAAAGAGCCUGUCUCUACUGAUUUGGUUGACACCAUGUGGGUGACUAACCUGGUAGUCAUGGCCCUAUUGGCCACUGCAGCCUCCGCUGACACCGCCGCCUCGACAGACAAGGUCCUGAGCAACCACGCCACCCUGCUGGCUGACAACAGCGCCAGCCUGGCCUUCAGCCUCUACCAGAACAUAGCCAAGGAAAAGGACCUGGAGAACAUCCUCAUCUCCCCGGUGGUGGUGGCCUCUUCCCUGGGCCUGGUGGCACUCGGGGGCAAGGGCUCCACCACCUCCCAGAUCAAGACUGUGCUGAACGCUAACAAAGUGAAGGACGAGCAGCUGCACGCUGGCCUGGCCGAGCUCCUGGAGGAGGUCAGCAACUCCAAGGCCCGUAACGUCACCUGGAAGAUCAGCAACCAUCUAUACAGCCCCAGCUCGGUCAACUUUGCAGAUGCCUUUGUCAAGAGCAGCAAGAAGCACUACAAAUAUGACCACACUAAGAUAAACUUCAAGAACAAGAAGAGCGCUCUGAAGUCCAUCAACGAUUGGGCGGCCAAAUCCACCGAUGGCAAGCUGCCCGAGGUAACCAAGGAUGUGGAGAAGACUGAUGGGGCCAUGAUCAUCAACGCCAUGUUCUUCAAACCCCAUUGGGAUGAACAGUUCCAUCAUAAGAUGGUGGACAACCGUGGCUUCCUGGUGUCUCACACUCACACUGUUGGUGUACCCAUGAUGCACCGCACAGGUAUCUAUGGCUUCCACGAUGACACAGUGAAUAAGCUGUUCAUCCUGAGCAUGCCCCUGGCCCAUAAGAAGUCCAGCCUGGUGUUCUUCAUGCCCUACCACGUGGAGCCCCUGGAGAGGCUGGAGAAGCUACUGACCCGUAAGCAGCUGGAAGACUGGAUGGGCAAGCUAAAGGAGACAGCUGUUGCUGUGUCUCUGCCCAAAGUCUGCAUGGAAGUCAGCCACAACAUCCAGAAACACCUUGGGGAGCUGGGUCUGACUGAGGCUGUGGAUAAGACCAAGGCGGACCUGUCCAACAUCUCUGGGAAGAAGGACCUGUAUCUGUCCAAUGUCUUCCAUGCCUCUGCCAUGGAGUGGGACACCGAUGGGAACCCCAUAGACAGAAGCAUCUUCGGCACAGACAAGCUGAAGAACCCCAAGCUGUUCUACGCUGACCAUCCCUUCAUCUUCCUGGUGAAGGACACCAAGACCAACUCCAUCCUCUUCCUCGGCAGACUGGUGCGGCCUAAGGGCAAGAAGAUGAGAGAUGAAUUAUAACACUUUGGAGUCUUAUGUGAAGUGUUUUUGUAUGUGUGCGUGUUAUGGUGUUUGUGUGUGUGUUUAUGUGUUUGUAUUUUUCUAUGCAAAGAGAGGAAAGGGAGAAAAUGAAUUUUACGUCUAAUACCUCAAGAGUACAUUCUCAUUUGAUCAUCAAUGUGCCAACAUUUGUGCCUGUUGUUCACUAUGUAUGAUUCAGAAUUAUAUUUUUGUGUUGUAACUUCACCUUGACAUGGUAUUAUCAUCUAGCCUGGUUUCAAAACUGAAUAUCGCCCCAUUUCACAAAAGAGAGUGAUAUUGGGUUUGGUCACCACCAUGCUUGAGUAUUUAAAUUAAGAUGAGAUCACAGGAUGGAUACUUACAUUAAGUAUGAUCUACCAAACUAUUGCUUAAAUGUAAAAUAAGUGUUCCUCUGUUUUCCUCUCCUGUCUCCAGUUGGGAUCGCAACUGAUUGCAUACUGUUUCACUUCACUUUGGAUUAUAGGCUAUUUUUCUGUAGUAGUUGUUUAUUUGAAUUUCACCGAAUCAACAUCAACUUGCUAUUGCCUGGGUAUUCAGUACUCUAUAUUCAAGAAAUAACUAAUUUAACCUUUAUUUAACUAGGCAAGCCAGUUAAGAAAAAGGUAUUAUUUUACAAUGACGGCCUACCCCGGCCAAACCUAACCCGGACAACACUGGGACAAUUGUGCGCCGCCCUAUGGGACUCCCGAUCAUGGUUGGUUGUGACACAGCCCAGGAUCAAACCAGGGUCUGUAGUGACAACUUUAGCACUGAAAUGCAGUGCCUUCGACCACUGCACCACUUAGGAGCCCACUCAUCCAUUUGAUAGUCAUUCAAAGGUGCUGAUCAAAUUGCUACUUUUUGUUUUUUUGCCAUGAUUACCAUGUCCCUUUCACCAAAUGUCUAAUUGUGAGUUUGUGAAAGGGUCGCGCCGCUGUCUGCUACUCUGCAUGGCUUUUUACUGAUCCACACUGAAGGCACUGCGCAGCACUCUAUAGCUAACUUACUAGUGAAAGAAAAAAAGUAUCAGGGAUCAAGGUAAGACCCAGAUGCAGGCUGUCGAAGUAACAAUGUUUAUUGUAGCAACAGGGGCAGGCGGACUCAGGGUCAGGGACAGGCAGAGUUCAGUAAUCCAGAGGUGGAGCAAAGGUACAGGACGGCAGGCAGGCUCAGGGUCGGGCAGAGAGGUCAGGCAGGCGGGUACAGGGUCAGGACAGGCAAAGGUCGAAAACCAGGAGGACGAGGAAAGAGAGGCUGGGAAACGAUAGGAGCUUACAGGAAAAACGCUGGUAAACUUGAACGAACAAGAUGAACUGGCAACAAACAGACAGAGAAAGCAGGUAUAAAUACACAGGGGAUAAUAGGGAAGAUAGGCGACACCUGGAGGGGGGUGGAGACAAGCACAAGGACAGGUGAAACAGAUCAGGGUGUGACAGAAAGGCCAUGUCUAUGGAAGGCGUUUGACUAACUAAUCAGUCUUGUCGUGUCUCCAACACUAUCACGUUUUGCCACAAAAAAAAAGCUUUUUGGGAACAAUGGAAUGGUAUGAGAUAUUUACAAGUUUCCUCUUUUUCCAAUAAAAUGGUAAUACAAAAGAAA